CCCAAUUUUCAUUUCUUCUAAUCGCAUAAUCCACCGAAGAUUUCCGCCCAGAGAAAGAUAGAGAGAGAGAGAGAGAGAGAGAGAGAGAAAUGGGGAAAGAUCUGAGCGACGAUCAAAAAUCCUCCAUGAAGGAGGCAUUCACGCUCUUCGAUACCGACGGCGACGGCAAGAUCGCGCCGUCGGAGCUCGGUAUCCUUAUGAGGUCACUCGGCGGAAACCCCACGCAGGCCCAACUCAAAGCCAUCAUCGCCGACGAGAAGCUCAACGCGCCCUUCGAUUUCUCCCGGUUCCUCGACCUCAUGCACAAGCAUCUCAAGCCAGAGCCUUUCGACCGUCCUCUCCGCGACGCCUUCAAGGUCCUCGAUAAGGACUCCACCGGCUACGUUGUGGUUUCGGAGCUCAGGCACAUCCUCACCAGCAUCGGCGAGAAGCUCGAUCCGGCGGAGUUUGAUGAGUGGAUCCGAGAGGUUGAUGUUGGAUCCGACGGCAAGCUCCGCUACGAGGACUUCAUUGCCCGCAUGGUUGCCAAGUGAUUUCCCCCCAUGCACAACACCCGGUUUUAGGGGUAACUUGAAUGGAUUGGUUGAGCUGUUAGUUUGCUUCCUUCUACAGACUUUAAAUCUUUUGUGUGGUGUGGUGAAGGGCAGUUUCAAACAGACUUUCAGUUCUUUUUUUUUGUUUUGGGUGAAAAAUUCGCAUAUGUUGGAUGUUUAAGUGUUAAUUGUAUUUGGAUUUUAGUAGUCUGAUGAACAUUUUCUUUCAACCUUUGGGAUCCAGAAGUACUUGUGGUGCGCUUUAUUCAUUAAAACAUGUGUGUAUAAUGUUUAAUGCUAAGUGGAUGUUUUUAUU
Molecule: messenger RNA, 849 nt
Organism: Cuscuta campestris
Lineage: Eukaryota; Viridiplantae; Streptophyta; Magnoliopsida; Solanales; Convolvulaceae
Source: the annotation of a GenBank genome assembly